CGAACACCUCUUGUUUUUCCCAGAAAUUCGGUUACGUGUUUUUACACCAUUUACUUAUUUAUUUCGAAUUUAUUUCGAUUACAAAUACGAGGCAUUGCCGGUCAUUUAGAUUCAUUUCUUCAUCUCAACUACAGUUUUGUGUUUUUUUUUCUGUGUUUUAAGGAGGGAGAAAUGAAGCCGGACGACUUGAUUCAGGUUGAACGGAGAUCCGUGGAGACGAUGUCGGAGACUUCGGAGGGUACGACGACUACGAGCCUCUCUGGACAUCAUGGCUUUGAGAGCAGAGAGGAACUUCUCGAGCUCGUGGAGACCCUGAGACUCAGCAGUCUUGAUGAACUUCAUCGGGAACGCUUUCGGGUCGAUCGCCGCAAACUUGAACAAAUGCUACUCGGUGAUGACGAGACACCGGAGUCUGCAACUAUUUUUUUUCGCAAGAUUAUGGACGAGACCAACACCUUCAUUACGUGGCCAUCCAGGUUGAAGAUUGGAGCUAAAUCUAAGAAAGAUCCACACAUAAAGGUCGCCGGUCGUGUAGAUGACGUGGGUGCUGCUAAGGAGAAGAUUAUGCAAAUAUUAGACACAAGGCAGAGCAUGCGGGUGACGAUGAAAUUAGACGUGAGCUACACAGAUCACUCGCACAUAAUCGGAAAGGGAGGUUUAACGAUAAAACGAGUGAUGGAAGAGACAGCGUGUCACAUUCAUUUUCCUGAUAGCAAUCGGAGCAAUCACCAGGAGAAGAGCAAUCAGGUGUCCAUUGCUGGUGAAAUGGAGGGUGUGGAAAAGGCUCGGGCACGUGUCAGGAAUUUAACUCCUCUGAUCUUCUCAUUCGAACUACCGAUCAUGGGUGCUGUUCAUGGUCAUCCGGAUCCCACGUCUCCCUACAUCGUGAAGAUCCAGGAGAAGUACAACGUCCAGGUGAUGUUCCGAACAAGACCAAAGCUCCAUGCAACCCUCGUUGUCGUCAAGGGCUGCGAGUGGGAAGUACUCCAGGUCAAAGAGGCCACAGUCUUCCUCAUCCAUCACAUGUGCAAAAAUCUUGCGAACCAGAUCCAAGUCCAGAUGUCGAUGGAGAUCUCUCCCCAACAUCACAGCAUAGUUCUGGGAAAGCAGAGCAGCAACUUGAAGAUGAUAAUGCAGCGUACAUCAACUCAAAUAAUUUUUCCAGACGCUGGUGAUCCCAACAUUCCAAGCCUGAAGAAGAGCAACGUAAUAAUAACAGGAGCAAUAAACAACGUGUACAUGGCACGCCAGCAGCUACUGGGUUCUCUCCCCCUGGUGUUGAUGUUCGAUUUGCCAGAGAGCUCACGACAAUCAGUGGAUACAGAAACAAUUUCCCAACUGAUGCAGAGCCUCGAUGUUUUCAUAAAUGUCCUGCACAAGCCAAAGCAGAGCAGCCUAUCAGUGAUAAUAAAAGGAGUUGAGCGUAAUGCCAGUAACAUCUACGAGGCAAGAAGACAACUGCUGUCCCUGGAUGAUCCAAAAAUAAUCGCUGAUAUACCAGCAACUUACAACGUACCCAACUCACAAAAUGUUUUCCAGAAUUCUCUAAACGGAAAUAUCUCCGACAAAUUCACCAAUUUUCUCACUAUCAACACCCAGUCUCCAUCACCCUACUGCGUAUCUCCCCUUUCUCAUUCACCAAAUCCAAUGAAUUUGUCACCCCACUGGGGUCUACCCCCCAUACCCUCGAUGUUUUCACCACUGAUGCAUCAUCCAUUUGCAUUUCCAAAUGCAAAUGCCCAAUUGCUAGCAGCACGUCACGCCAUGCAGGCGAAUAUUCUGAGCCAGCAGCAGGCGCAGAUGAAUAUACCUGGUCAAAAUCUCCUGGGUAUUCCCCAGAAUCAUCCUCCUGGUUUCCACCCCAACUCACACUUCAGUAACUGCGGUAUCACCAAUUCCAAAGGUGGAAGUGAUGGAAAAGACUCGAGUGCUUAUUUAUCUCUGAGCAGUGCGUCUAGUACAUUGUCAAGUCCAGCUGUCAGUCCCAGGAAUAUAUCACCAAUUGGUUCAUCUCAUACUGAUGUCAAUCAGACAAGAGAGCUGUCUGCAAUGCUUACUGAUUUGUCAAUGGAGAAGGGAUUUCAUUCGUCUGGGCAUCUCACUGGUUUUGAUUACGAGCAGAAAAAAAUAAUGGCGAUGAAGGCGAUGAAGGUGAAACCUAAUGCCAAGGAGCUGAGAGUUCCAACACCAACGUGGGCUGGUUAUGGACUCAGUCAGACAAUGCCAUCGCUAAGUCCCAGUGAUAAUCAGAAGAGGGAUCCAUCUGAUCUGUGGGAUGAUCCCAGCACACCUCUCGUUUACACACCCUCCAUGAGGUUCGAGGGUGAAGCUGAUGCUGAGUGUCCAACACCCAUUGCCAUGACAUCUGGAUAUCUUGAUCACACACCCAGAAGCAGACUUGAUAAAAUUCUCAAUGGCAGUCUCAAUGAUUUGGCAAGCUCCAUGAUCAAUGCUGGACUCGACAAGAAGUGGAUUGAUAUGCUAUCGUCACAUGAAAUCGAUAUGUCGACUUUUGUGUCGUUGACUGAAGAGGAUUUGAUGGAUAUUGGAGUCACUGCUUGGGGGGCUAGACGCAAGAUGAUGCUUCUCAUUGCUGAAUUAAAGAAACGUACAAAGCCAUUUUCUGGAAGUGCAGCACCAGGAGCUGAGCGUAGGGCAUCCUUGACGAUUCCCUCCACGACGAAUGGCAACAGCGUAGAAGGAAAAUGGUAGAGGAAAAGACUUCACUAUCAAAUAAGUUGAAUCAUCAAUUUAAAAUGGAGUAAUGGAGAGACAUCAGUCGAGGGAGUAUUUUUUGGGAAAAUUUUCAAUAACAUUGCAUGCUUUAUUUAUUGAGAGCCCAGGGGAAAGCCAAGUUGCUACAUUAUUUGUUUUUUUUUUAAAUCUUUUUUUUUUCUCUUCACUAUUCCUUUGCUGUCAACUCCCUCGUGCUAUCGAGCGUUGAUGUCUCCAUUUUUUUCAUUAAAUAAUAGCGCUAAAUUGUUGUGAACGAGGUCGCUGCAUCCCUCAGGGAUUCGUUACACACGUCGUUGCUGGCAAUAACGUCAACGAAUUUGAAAGUUCAAUCUGCAAAAAGUAAAUCGUAACGAAACUGUGGAAAUUUAUAAUCUGUCUGUGAUGAUACGAUCAUAGUGUUAGGCACUCUAAAGACUUAAUUAAAAAUGAAAGGGAAAAAUUUAUUGAAAAAGUGGAAAAGGGAAAAAAAAAUGGGAUAGGGUGUCAUUGGUCUGGAUUAAUGCAUGCAGCGGCUUCUCAUAUUUAUUGAGAAUAAAAGAAAGUGGAUUUUGAGACUAAGCUCGAAGAUCAACUGCGAGAAUCGUUGAAUCAAUGAUAAUGGCUGUUUUCGAGUUUUAUAGAUACAGAUAACGAUAUACUAUUUAUUAUUAAUAAGGGGGACGCUGGAUGCACGUCCUGGGGCGAUGAAAUUCUAUUUAAUAGCCGAUUUAUGCAAUUGUUUUUUUCUUUUUUCAUGAAAAAUGCGCGGUCACCACUAGAUUGUGAGGUAAAAUGGAACUGAAAAUUGUUGGGGGUAAUUAUUCAUUGAUAUAAAUUAAUUUCUACUUUGCUAUUUGUUUUUUAUUCACGGAAUUGGGAAAAAUUUGAGGAUUGGUUCCAUUUCAUCCCACGUAGGACUCGUUUUAACCAGUGGUGGGGGAUAAUUCUCUGGAUGAAUUAUAAAUAUAUAAAUAUUAUGUGAAAAUUAAUUGGAAACCGAAACGGUACGAUUUUACAAGAAUAAGGUACAUGCGAACAGUGAAAUAUCGCCAUAACUUAUUAUUUCAAUUCAGUUUUUUUUUUUUCUUUGAGAAUAUUAUGCGUUAGGUAACGAGCUCUGCUCACUUACGCCUUUAUGGGAGCAACUCGCCUUGAGCCAAAUCGAUUUCUCACACGAUACUUAUUACUUCUGGUUUGUUGAACUUUUUUUUUUUUAUUUUAUUUCUUUUUUUCUUUCGAGAUUAUCGGUUCGACUCAUUGGGAGGUGUCCGAUUACCUAGCGAACGAUUCUGUUUUACCCCGAAUUAAAUCGUUGACCCAUUAAUAGUAACAAAUACGAGGAUUUUUAACUUACAAAGUACAUAAAUUAUUUUUCAGUGUUUAUUAUUUUUUUUUUUCGGUGAGAGAUUGCACAGGAAUUGGUGGGGGAGUGGCUGAAUGUAAUGGAAAUUUUAAUUCACGAAUUUUCAGUCAAUUACCGGUGGAAAUGUCAGAAAAAGGGUUUUACAAAUUUUUUCACUUUAUAAGAAUUGAAUGGAACGAGUUCAAGGUGAUUUGAAAAUCGCAGGUCAGUUGAAUAUGUUUUUAAAAAUUCGAGGUGGUGAAAAACGGCGGCGCACAGACUCUCGAAGAUGGCGGCGCUCCACCUCGUAUUUUUAAACAAUUAUUAAAUUAACUUGAGGGCUUCAAAUGGCUCUGGACUAGUUUCAUCCUCUCCUGGGGAAGUGAACAAAUUUUUUAAGUCCUCUCACCGGUAUUUUAAUCACCCAUUUGGCGGAGAAUUCCUGGAUCAAAGUUCUCAUAAAAAAAAAAUCAAUGGGAAAAAAAAUUACGUUCUGCCGCUUCUCAACCGAACUAGAGUGGGCCCUGGCGAAAAGCAGUAAAAAAUCUGUCGAAUGAGAGUUUAAACGAUUGAACGAUAGAAGGAAUUCACAUGAAACCUAAAUGAUAAAUCCAAUUGUGUUCGUGUAAUAUCGUCCGUUGUUUCGAUCCCUUUGGUGUCUUGAAUAAUUUCGGUCAAUAAAUUCCACUGUCUGUCCGAAUAAACUGAGACUCACUUGCGCUCGUACUCAUUGAAAUCAGUCGAAACACUUUUUUUUUUCCAUUUUUUUUCACACAUUUUUUUUUUGCAUGACUUGAAAUUAAUUAACGAGGUUCGAGGUACAGCGCAAUUGAGUGGGCGAGAGAAAUGUAAUUCAGGUCUGAAGAUUAAUGAUAAUGUUGAUAAUUCUGCAUGAAGAUAAACAAAAAUUUCACCGAUGUUCAUACAAAUGGAAUAAUUAAUCUAGUGAUUAAUGAAGGGCAAACGAAAAUAUGAGAGAAAAUGUGAAGAUUGGUGAGGAUAUGCCUCGGUGGGGGGUUGAAAGGGGCGAGCGAGGGGAUGUUAAAUAAUGUAAAUGUUAAUUCCCACAUGACAUAUCUCACGAUGUUAAAUAAUUGUUUUAAAUAAUUUAGAAUUGAUCCACCGUACAUUCACCGUCAAUUCUACAUUGUUCUUCCAUCCAGUAGCGAUUGUAUUUAAUGUAUGCCACUGUGGACUCGAAGGUUCGAAGAAAUCCUUUGGAACUGAGAAAAGUCAACUGACUCCGUCGCUGCGUUUUUUAUAAUUAAGUGUUAUUUUAAAAUAUCGUGAGAUUGAAAAAGUGAAAAUUGUUGG
Molecule: messenger RNA, 5371 nt
Organism: Fopius arisanus
Lineage: Eukaryota; Metazoa; Arthropoda; Insecta; Hymenoptera; Braconidae
Gene: BicC
Product: protein bicaudal C
Exons: 11
Coding region: 172-2712 (846 amino acids)
Cellular component (GO): cytoplasm
Molecular function (GO): protein binding; RNA binding
Source: RefSeq, a predicted model, not a curated record